Messenger RNA from Chaetomium strumarium, 1014 nucleotides. RefSeq lists its product as uncharacterized. The record is from RefSeq and is a predicted model, not a curated record. Bases 1 to 1014 code for a protein of 337 amino acids. NCBI's taxonomy places the organism in Eukaryota, Fungi, Ascomycota, Sordariomycetes, Sordariales, Chaetomiaceae. The transcript has 9 exons.
AUGGAGUUAUGGAGCGAACCGCUACCAAAUACUUCUUAUAACGCUGUCUUAUCCGAUUCAAUAGCCAGCCCUCUAAACUCUCGCAUGCUAUAUAAUCGGCAAUCAGAAAAGAAUAACUUUUGGCCUAAGCGGGUUAUCUCUAUUGGUAACCCAAACAAAUUGAUCCUCGUUGAAGGACAACUCUAUAGAGAAGACUACCUUGUGCUCUCGUACUGCUGGGGUCCCCUUAUAGAUCAAGAAAAGAAACGUUUCUAUACUACCAGCGAAAACUACGAAGCUCGAAAGCGGGGCUUUAAUUACGACGAGCUACCGAAGACGUUUCAAGACGCAGUUCAGGGACCAGACGGCGACUGGGAUAGCGAGGCUACGACUAUAGCAGAUAUCUUCGCCUGCGCCUACUAUACUAUUGCCGCGAGUUCACCACUAUUCAUAUUGACUUAUAUAUAUGACUUCGAAAAAGACGUAGAUAAGGGGCCCCUUAUAAAGAGGGCUUGGCUUAUAAAAUUAGAGCCGCCGUUUGGAAAGCAAUAUUUCAUCCUUGAUCCCAACUUUCCGCAUAGACUCCAGCAGUCUAGGUUUACCUGUACCGUCGACUUUGUCCAAUUCCUCUUUAGAAAGUAUUCAAUAUCCGGUCUUACCGUUAAGACUAAUAGGGAUAUUGCAAUUUAUAGCCUAGUCGAGCAUAUAGGACAGGUACUAAGGACUAAAGAUCUCCUGAUCCCGCGCUUCGAGGAUCUCGGUUUCGCCAACGAUGGACAGACGCUAAGCAUCGAAGCAAGGAAGUUUCGGGGGAAUUGUCGAAUGGAGGAAAAAGGGGAAGAAUAUAUUAUUUUCAAUGGAACAGAAAAAGUCGGCUCUUUAUACAUGGUCAAGGAUAAUAAGGAAGACCCUCGGAAGACUUAUUAUGUCCUGAUGAUUCGGGAGAAAGCAGGGAGCAGGGGAUAUAAAAGGAUAGGAGUUGAGAAGGUGGAAGCCCAGUAUAUGUCCAUUGACUGCGAAGCUAGAAUGCUUUAG